AUGGCGAGCCAGGACCCAGUCAAUCCUUCCCACGCUGCGUUUGACCUCUUUAUCCAAGCCCAGACCUGUAAGGAUGUGCAGCGCUACUUCGCUGAGCUCUGCAAACAGGUAGAGGUUGACCCCAAGGACUUCAGGAGCUUCUACACCAAGCUGAAGGAAAGGCUGAACUACUGGAAGGCCAAAGCCCUGUGGACAAAGCUGGAUAAGAGGGCAUCUCACCCAGAUUACGAGCAAGGAAAAGUCUGUGCCAAAAACAAGUGUCUGGUGCUGGGUGCUGGGCCAUGCGGGCUGAGGACGGCCAUUGAGCUUUCCCUUCUGGGGGCUCAGGUGGUGGUGGUGGAGAAGAGAGAGACCUUCUCCAGGAACAACGUUCUCCACCUGUGGCCCUACACCAUCUAUGACCUCCGUGGGCUCGGCGCCAAGAAGUUCUACGGCAGAUUCUGCACCGGAGCACUCGAUCACAUCAGCAUCCGUCAGCUGCAGUUGAUCCUAUUAAAAGUGUCAUUGCUCCUUGGGGUGGAGGUGCACACCGGAGUGGAUUUCCAGGGCUUGAUUGAGCCCUCAGGAGACAAAGGUUGGACGGCCAAGCUGCAUCCUGGCUGUCAUCCUGCUGCAGCCUUCCAAUUUGAUGUCUUUAUCUCUGCUGGAGGAGGCAGGUUUAUCCCUGAUGGCUUCAAGCACAAGGAGCUCAGAGGCAAGCUGGCCAUUGGCAUCACAGCCAACUUCAUCAACAGGCACACGGCUGCUGAGGCCCAGGUAGCAGAGAUCAGUGGUGUGGCCAGGAUCUACAACCAGAAGUUCUUCCAAGACCUGCUCACUGCCACGGGUAUCGAUUUGGAGAAUAUUGUCUACUAUAAAGACGACACGCACUACUUUGUCAUGACUGCCAAGAAGAAGAGCCUGCUGAAGAAGGGGGUCAUUAAACAGGACUACAGUGAUGCGGAGGAGCUGCUUGCCCCUGCAAACGUGGACCACGAGGCUCUGUGCUGCUAUGCCCGUGAAGCUGCCCACUUCUCCACAGGCGGCCAGCUGCCUGACCUUCAGUUUGCUCAGAACCACGCGGGCCGGCCAGACGUGGCCAUGUUUGACUUCACCUGCAUGCACCGUGCAGAAAAUGCCUCGCUGGUGAAGGAGAGGAAGGGAAAGAAACUAUUGAUCGGCCUCGUUGGAGACUGUUUGGUGGAGCCAUUCUGGCCUCUGGGAACAGGUAUAGCCCGUGGGUUCCUGGCUGCUUUUGACGCAGCGUGGAUGGUGAGGAGCUGGGGCAAGGGGACCGCACCUCUCAAGGUGCUGUCAGAACGAGAAAGCGUCUACCAGCUCUUGUCCCAGACAACCCCAGAAAACACCAGCAAAAACUACGCUGGUUACAGCAUAGACCCGUCAACACGGUACCAGCACAUCAACUUCUCCUCCAUAAAGGCCAAUCAGGUGCAGCACCUGUAUGUUGUUGACGACUCCAAGUCCAAUCCAUCGAGCAAGAAACAGAAGAAUGGGUGGUCGCACAUGCGCCAAGAUUCAGUUGGUGGGUUUGACGAGUUGAUAAAAUGGUGCCAGAAACACACAGCUGGUUAUGAGAACGUCAAUGUAAAAGAUCUGACUCAGUCGUGGAGGUCCGGACUCGCUCUCUGCGCUCUAAUCCACCACUUCAGACCUCAGCUCAUUGACAUGUCUACCCUGGAUGAGUCCAAUGCUGUUCACAACAACCAGCUGGCCUUCAGCAUCCUGGAGAGGGAGCUGGGCAUCUCCCCUAUUAUGUCUGCCAGCGACAUGGCCAGCAGUGGUCAGAUAGACAAGUUGUCCAUGGUCCUGUAUCUGACCCAGAUCCAAGACGCCUUCGCUGCACCGGCUAAAGAACCCACAGGCCUCCUGGUGUCGCCUAAGCCCCUGUCUUUUGCCCGGACACAGUCAGCUGUCUUCUUCCUCAACAAGCUGAAGCACAAUUCCCUGCAGAGACGCAAGGAAAAGCUGGCCGCUCAGAGACAAACAACAAAAGAAAGACAGAUGAGGAUGGGUGAUGAGGACAGCCCGAUAGCGCCCCUUGUGGCCCCUGAGCUGAGCCCUACGUCCGGUCCUAAGGCAGACUCUGACGUUGGCAUGGCCGUGUCGACAGGGAACAGUGAGGAGUGUUACUUCUGUGGCCAGAGGGUCUAUGUGCUGGAGCGCAUCAGCGCCGAGGGCAAAUUCUUCCACCGGAGCUGCUUCACCUGCCAUCAGUGCGGCAUCACACUCAGACUGGGGGGAUACACCUUCAACCAGACCACAGGGAGGUUCUACUGUGAGCAGCACUCGGAAGAUCUGGAGCUGGAGAGCGGGGCUGAAAUAUCCGUUUGUAAGGACAACAGAACUAAUCACAAAGGGUCAAAUGAAGAUAACGGACUUUCUAGUGAUGGUCAUACACCGUCUCCCUCAGAGAGCGAGGACGAGUACACUUUGGAUGGUACACACAAACAGCCACAUCAACCUGAAGGAGAAGAAGAUCACCAUAGGCUUGAAUCCAAAGAAGAAUCCUAUGAGUCGCAUCCAUCAGAUAUUACAGAUCCUGCGUCUGAACUUGUAGCGCCUACUGAAGAGGAGACAGGAGAAGAUCCUCCCUCAGAGUCCGUGUCCCACCCUGUGCCAAAGCCCCGCCUCUCCCGACAGACCACACCCAGUCCUCAACCCUCUCCUCCUGUACCCAAACCGCGCAGCAUCCACCUUGUUAACCCCUCACCUCCUGAGAAGCAUUCACCUCUGAGCCCUGGGCAAAAGAGUGGAAACCUCAAAGGAGCGUCAGACUCCCGUCCUAAGCAGUCACUGCGUAAGCUUCAGCUAACAGAUGAGGAGAAAAGCCAACUCGUCAACCUCCAGAGCCUCAGCCUAGACUCUGACUCUGAAACCCCCGGGGGAUCCUCCUCCUGCUCGUCUUCCUCAGCCACAGCAGGGGGGCCAAGCCCUCCAAAACCAGCAGGCCAAGACGGGCAGGAAGAAGAAGGCUACUGGAGCGGGAGUACAGCGGGACACGUCCGGGAGAAGAGGAACCGACGAUGCUUCAGGAGGAAAGAGGAGCCGGGUGGGCAGACCAGGGUUCGGUCCAAGUUUUCACCCUGGAAUCUGUCUUCCCCAAGGCUCAGCAGAGACCACCGACUCAGUGUCCUCAAUAAUCACCCGGGGAGGGUGGAAACAACAUUCAGGCAUGCUCACAGCACCUUAGAGGAUGGUGUGGAUGGAGACGACGAUGAUGACGACGAUGAUGAGAUGUUCGGACGAGACGACAUUGAUUUAUUUGAUGAGAAAUUUCAGACGGUGCCCUCUGACCCUGUUGAGGCGGAAAAGUUGGAGUUGAUGAAAAUGAGGACACUGGAGCGGCGAGCCAAGAUGAGCGAACUGCAGCGCUUCCGCAAAGCCCAGUCUAUCCAGAGGAGACUGGAGGAGAUUGAGGUGACCUUCAAGGAGCUGGAGGAUAAAGGUGUGGUGUUGGAGCAAGCUCUCAGAGGAGAGGCAGGCAGCGGAGGUUCUCCUGAGAUGAUCGAGCAUUGGAUCCAACUCGUCCACCAGAAGAACGCUUUGGUUUCUGAGGAGUCAGACCUCAUGGUCGCGUCUCGGCAGCUGGAGCUUGAAGACAAGCAAAGCAUGCUGGAAAUGGAGCUCAGGAGACAUAUGGAACUGAGUGAGAAGACAACAGAGCAGCAGGAAGAGGAGGAUCGAGUCCUUCAACAAAUGAUCGAGGUGGUGGACAUGAGGGAUUCCCUGGUGGCGUUUCUGGAGGAGAAGAGGCUGAAGGAGAUGAGCGAGGAGCAGGAAGCCUUCUCCAUCAUGGAGGCUAAGAGGCACUCCAAGGCAGGAGCUCAGGUUCACUGGGCGUAAGGCUUUCACAGACAGACGCAUACAUGAACCUGCAUUUAGACACUGUGCUCACAUCUAGCGCGUGUGAGACUUGCUGCUUUCAGACUUGGAACCUGAAAUUUUGCAAAGCCAAAGAUGAUACACGGCAUCAUUGUGGAGGGCAUCCCACCAUCAGCGCUCCCUAAGCGCAUGGGAUAAAGUGCUUCAAGGCGUGAGAGCCAGUGUUUGAAUGAGAAUCAGUUGUGGUCCGCCCCCUAGAGGGAGACAUAAGCCUGGGGAUCUCAGACUUUGAGUUGAUGCGUCCAAAUGACUCUCCAGCUAAGCCCUUCCUGCCAUGGUAGUGUGGAUUUCCAGCAACAGCCCACAUACGGAAAAGACUCCCGCUGUUUGCUGCACUACCAAACACCCACUGCACAACAGCUAAUCAUUAAAGGCCGGGGACUUGGCCUGGUUUAGUCUCAGUAACAUAUGACUCAAGUGCAAAGUCGAGACACAGCUGAAUAAAACUGAGGCGGUGAAACCCACUGUGGAACUGCAGAAGGUGGCUUUUUUUUUGCCUCAGAGAUGUAGGUUGAAAACACAGGAUGGGAGGCGUUUCUGAAAAUAGUUCUGACGUUCAUGUUGAUUUCACUUGUGCCACCAUGACUAAGUGCUACCGUUCACAAAAAAAAAAAAAAAAAACAUAAUGUACAUAUCACAAUUCUAUGUUUGGUAUUUGUAUACUGCAUAAAUUCUAGAAAUUAUUUGGUGUUAAAAGAAAAUAUAAGAGGUGAUUAAAGUAUAUAAGAUUAGUCAAAUUCAAAUUAUCAGUAUUUAUGAUUUUUUAUUUUUAGUAUUAUUCAUUCUGUCAUUAUAUUAACUCUUCCUACCAUUCACCAUGUGCUUUUUGCAUUGCAUGUUUGACGGUUGAUCUCAGGAGUUGAUGGUUCAGUCCUCUAAGAGCAGAGUUAGGAUUUUCACUGAUGGCCUUUGGUAGUGUGCUGUCAGGUGUGCUACAGGAGCACAGGGGGUUUCUGGGUAGUUGAAAAAUAAACUUAAGGGAUGAGUUCAUUUAUAUGUAAAAGCCAGCAUCUAUCAUCUACAGAUUUGCCUCUCCAUGUCUUAGCAAUAUAGGCAGUCCAAGAUAAAGACGACCAAUUUUAGUGAGAGCAAGCCUCAUAUAUUCUUUGUUCUAAUGCUGCCAUUUUGUCGCACCCAGACAGCACAUCACGUUAUAUCAAAUAAAGAUCAUGCACUUUGA
This is a messenger RNA of Myripristis murdjan (pinecone soldierfish), 5062 nucleotides long. It is a transcript of the gene mical1, whose product is annotated as microtubule associated monooxygenase, calponin and LIM domain containing 1. NCBI's taxonomy places the organism in Eukaryota, Metazoa, Chordata, Actinopteri, Holocentriformes, Holocentridae. Bases 1 to 3843 code for a protein of 1280 amino acids. Gene Ontology annotation, molecular function: protein binding; FAD binding. The transcript is spliced from 23 exons. The record is from RefSeq and is a predicted model, not a curated record.